Molecule: messenger RNA, 888 nt
Organism: Drepanopeziza brunnea f. sp. 'multigermtubi' MB_m1
Lineage: Eukaryota; Fungi; Ascomycota; Leotiomycetes; Helotiales; Drepanopezizaceae
Biological process (GO): fungal-type cell wall polysaccharide metabolic process
Cellular component (GO): fungal-type cell wall
Source: RefSeq, a predicted model, not a curated record
AUGACUGCCUUCCAAGCUCUCUUUGCGUUGAUCGUAACAAGGCUCCUCAUCUUGCAAGUGUCUGCCGCGCAUCUUCGUCACCACCACCCCCACCAUCAUGAGAUGAACUCAACCUCGACGAUUGAGGCUCGCUACACGCUUCCCUAUCCAUACAACCCUCUCAGCCAGCUUAAGCGAGGCCUCCCCUUCAACAAUCCCCCGAAAUAUAUUCAGAACUUCAAGGGCGCCAACAGCAAAGUAUCAUGGGCAUACAGCUGGGACAGUUACAUGGAUCCUGCCUUCCCGCAGAAUAUCGAGUUCGUGCCCAUGCUUUGGGGAGAUGGAGUUGACCACACGGGAAAUUGGUUCAAGAAUGUCGACAAUGCUCUCAGUCGCGGUUCACGCCACAUCGUCGCCUUCAACGAGCCCGAUGGAUGCAGCGGGGGCGGAUCCUGCAUGUCGCCUCAACAAGCAGUCAACGCCUACCGCACAUACAUCCAGCCUUUCAAAGGAAGAGCCUAUCUCGGCGCACCAGCCGUCACCAACGGCCCCGCCGGUCUGCCGUGGCUCCAGGAGUUCCUCCGGCUCUGCACAGGCUGCCACGUCGAUUUCCUCCCGGUUCACUGGUAUGACAGUGCAAGCAACGACGCCUGGUUCAAGUUGUACAUGUCACAGGCGUAUGCCGCGACUGGAAGUCUCCAGCUCCGGCUCUGGAUCACCGAGUUCAACGGCUCUGGCUCGGAGGCGGAGAAGACGGAUUUCCUCCGCCGCAUCAUGCCGUGGAUAGACGCCCAGAGCUAUAUCGCGAGGUACUCGUGGUUCUGGUGCGAUCCUCAAUCGACAAUGGGGCCGCUGGUCCAGGCGGACGGCGCUCCGACCGGAAUCGGCAAUGUCUACACAUACUCCUGA